UAAUUGUAGGUAAUUUUGUUUGAAUAAAAGUCAUUUUUUCACACAGCUUCGAUAAUAGACGGAGAUUGGUUAGAGAUCUCUGGUUCUACUUUAGGGCUUGGGCGUGGAAUAAGAAUUAGAUCCCUAAUAAGAAGAGUCCAGUCCACAGCUUCUUCGUCCUGUUCAGUACAGAGGCGGUAGGGUUUUGUAGAUAGAGGAGGAGGAGGAGGAGAUUGGCUGCGGAUUCGGAAGAGCUACAUUUAGCCUGUAAGAUGGCGCGGAAAGCUGAAGCCUCUCGGCCGUCUACUUCUAGUGAAGCAUCGGAUUCCAGUGAUCAUGUUGGACUGCCUACUAGAUCAGCUUUUCUCUGGGUUGCCUUGUUUGUGCUCUUCCUGAAUAGUUCUUGGGCUGUUUACCAUAUCCAAUUCGAGAGUCUACCUUCACCUCUCACCGCUGACCGAGCAGGCAAGCGUGGUUUCUCUGAAAUUUCGGCUUUACAGCAUGUCAAAAGUUUGACAGGAUUUGGUCCUCAUCCCGUUGGUUCUGAUGCGCUUGAGCUUGCAAUACAGUAUGUAUUUGCAGAAGCAGAGAAGAUUAAGAAGACGGCUCAUUGGGAGGUUGAUGUUCAAGUGGAUUUGUUUCAUUCAGAGACUGCUGCAAAUCGUCUUUCCAAGGGACUCUUCAAGGGGAAAACACUUAUAUAUUCAGAUCUGAAGCAUGUAGUCCUGAGAAUCUUGCCUAAAUACCUGCCUGAAGUUGAAGAAAAUGCUAUUCUGGUUUCUUCGCAUAUUGAUACUGUUUUCUCAUCGCAAGGAGCCGGUGACUGCAGCUCAUGUGUGGGAGUCAUGUUAGAACUUGCUCGUGGAAUGUCUCAAUGGGCCCAUGGUUUUAAGAGUAGUGUCAUCUUUCUGUUUAAUACUGGCGAGGAAGAGGGUCUUAAUGGCGCUCACAGUUUUAUAACACAGCAUCCAUGGAGAAGCACUAUCAGAUUUGUAAUAGAUCUUGAAGCUAUGGGUAUUGGUGGAAAGUCCAGUGUUUUUCAGGCUGGUUCGGUACCAUGGGCUAUUGAAACCUUUGCAAGGGUCUCAAAAUAUCCAUCUGGUUUAGUCAUUGCUCAGGAUCUCUUUCAUUCUGGUGCAAUUCAAUCUGCAACAGAUUUCCAGGUUUAUGAAGAAGUUGGUCAUCUUUCUGGACUUGAUUUUGCAUAUACAGAUGCUACUGCAGUGUAUCAUACCAAGAAUGACAAAUUGAAGCUUUUGAAACCAGGAUCUCUUCAGCAUCUUGGAGAAAACAUGCUGGCAUUUCUUAUCCAUUCUGCCGCAUUAAAUAAUCUUCAGAAAGAAAUGGAAGUAAAAACAGAGAAUAUUGGGCAAAGUAAAGCCAUCUUUUUUGACAUCCUGGGUACGUACAUGAUUGCCUAUCCACAACGUCUUGCGACAAUGUUGUGUAACUCGGUGAUAAUGCAGUCUCUCCUUAUUUGGACUACAUCACUUCUCAUGGGCGGAUAUCAUGGUGCCAUGACAUUUGGAUUAUCAUGUUUAAGCAUUUUGCUCAUGUGGAUCGGUUCACUAAGCUUGACAAUCUUGGUUGCCAUUCUAAUACCAUAUAUUUCUACCUCCCCUGUACCUUAUAUUGCAAACCCGUGGUUAGUGAUUGGCUUAUUUGGUGGACCUGCCAUGCUUGGGGCAUUAGCUGGUCAACAUCUGGGCUUUCUUUUCAUCAUCAAAUAUUCAAGAGACGUUUUUUCAAAGAGAGUGCCAAUAUUACCAUCACAGACUCUAGAAAAUGUAAUUCGGUUGGAGGCUGAAAGAUGGCUUUUCAAAUCUGGUUUUAUUCAGUGGCUUAUUCUUCUUAUAGUCAGCAACUACUUCAAGGCUGGGAGUUCAUAUGUUGCCCUUGUUUGGUUGGUCACACCAGCUUUUGCUUAUGGUCUAAUGGAAGCAACACUGACCCCAUCACGGCUUCCCAAGCAGCUUAAAAUUACAACACUAAUUCUGAGUCUAUCACUACCUAUUUUGCUAUCUUCUGGUACACUAAUUCGGGCUGUUGGCACAAUAAUUGGCAUUCUUGUCCGAUCGGAAAGGAACCCUGGUGCCAGACCCGAAUGGCUUGGGAGUCUUGUAGUUGCUGUAUUAGUUUCUGCAAUUGUUUGUCUUACACUAGUUUACCUCCUUUCAUACAUUCAUCUUUCAGGUGCAAAAAGACCAGUGAUCAUUUCAAUUCUUAUGCUUCUCGCACUUGCAUUGGCUGCUGUAAAUACUGGCCUCUUUCCAACAUUUACCGAAGACUUUUCUCGGGCUGUAAAUGUUGUGCAUGUGGUGGAGACAAAAGGAAACUCUGAUGAAAAUCAAGAUGCAUCAUCCUUCAUUUCAUUAUUCUCUUCUACCCCUGGAAAACUGUUUGAAGAAGCAAAGAAUUUAAAGGAUGAAGAAUUCACUUGUGGAUGGAAUAAGACGGUUGAUUAUGUUUCUUUUACUGUUAAAUAUGGCUGCUGGAGUUCCAAAGAUUCCAGAAGUGGAUGGAGUAAUUCAGACAUCCCUGUAGUCCAUGUUGAACAUGAUUCUAGGACGACAAAUGGUAGAGAAACGAAAGUAUUUAUUGACACUAAAACUUCAAAACGUUGGUCACUUGCUAUCAAUAGAGAAGCAAUCAGAGACUUCACAUUUGAAGUGGACGCGCAAGAAUUGGUACCAGUCGGCCGCAAGAGCGAGGUUGAUGGAUGGCAUUUGAUUCAGUAUUCAGGUGGAAAAAAUGCUCCCACUAAAUUCAAUUUGAACCUUUAUUGGCUAGACAACACCACACAUUCAUCACAAGGAGCUUAUAAACCUGGUGGCUCCCCUCUCUUACUGAAGGUAAGGACAGAUUUGGACAGAGUCACACCAGCAGUUAAGAGGGUUCUGGACAAGCUCCCGCCUUGGUGUUCCCUGUUCGGUAAAUCCACCUCGCCAUACACAUUCUCUUUCUUAACCACUCUCCCAGUUGAUUUCUAGAUACUCUCUCUCUCUCUCUCUCUCUCUCUCUCUCUCUUUUGUAGUAGAGCACUCUUGCUUUUAGAAUUUGGAUGUAUUAUGUAUAAGAUGUUAUUUAAAACAAUGUGGUAUGGUUUUGCCAGUAUUGGUUCUUUAGAACAUGCCAAUCUGUUGUUGAUUGUAAAUAGAUUGAAACGCUGAUGAUUUUUUGUAAAUGCGGGAGGGGAAUAAUAAUGGAUGCUGCUGAAAUUACCAGGGGUAUCAAUGACAGUCUGAUGUUUAUAGCUUAUUAAACUGAAAUAGUGGAAUAUUUGAAGUUGAGUGAGAUGUCA
Zingiber officinale is the source of this 3280-nucleotide messenger RNA. Its product is annotated as endoplasmic reticulum metallopeptidase 1. The transcript has 14 exons. Lineage: Eukaryota; Viridiplantae; Streptophyta; Magnoliopsida; Zingiberales; Zingiberaceae. Gene Ontology annotation, biological process: proteolysis. Gene Ontology annotation, molecular function: metalloexopeptidase activity. The record is from RefSeq and is a predicted model, not a curated record. The coding region runs from base 252 to 2969 and encodes 905 amino acids.